GGGCACCUUUUUACUUGAGUGAAGCACGCGCUGAUGUUAAAACUCUGGAAGAGCUCGUAGAUUUCUUGUUUUUGUCGCGUUCUCUCUGAUUUUUUUUUUUUUUUUUUUCAAAAGUCACAAUAUUUUCCCCGGAAAAGGUCAGCUGACCUCCAGUUAAACCCUCACUGAAGCUGAGAACAUGGCCUCCGCGGAGCUCGCACUUCUGAGUGUCUCAGACAAGACUGGACUGGUGGAUGUUGCCAAAAGGCUGGUGGGUGUGGGUCUGUCUCUGGUGGCUUCAGGAGGGACAGCCAAGGCUCUGCGUGAUGCUGGACUGGCAGUCAGGGAUGUGUCUGAGCUGACUGGACAUCCAGAGAUGUUGGGGGGCAGAGUGAAGACCCUGCAUCCUGCUGUCCACGGAGGCAUCCUGGCCAGAAAGACCCCCUCUGACACAGCAGACAUGGAGAAACUGGGCUACAGCCUGGUCCGUGUGGUUGUGUGCAACUUGUACCCAUUUGUAAAGACCAUCUCCAACCCAGGAGUUACGGUGGAGGACGCUGUGGAGCAGAUCGAUAUCGGUGGUGUGACUCUGCUGAGAGCUGCAGCAAAGAACCACGCUCGGGUCACGAUCGUCUGCGAUCCGGAUGAUUAUUCACGGGUCGCCGAGGAGAUGGAGACCUCAGGAGACAAAGACACGACCCUGGAGACACGACGGACUUUGGCUCUAAAAGCCUUCACACACACGGCGCAGUACGACGAGGCCAUAUCAGAUUUUUUCCGUGGACAGUACAGCCGUGGAGUUUCCCAGCUGCCCCUCCGUUACGGCAUGAACCCCCACCAGGCCCCUGCCCAGAUCUACACCCUGCGCCCCGAGCUUCCUCUGAAAGUGGUGAACGGCGCUCCCGGCUUCAUCAACCUGUGCGACGCGCUGAACGCCUGGCAGCUGGUCAGGGAGCUCAGAGGCGCCCUCGGCAUGGCGGCCGCCGCGUCCUUCAAACACGUCAGCCCUGCAGGAGCUGCAGUUGGAGUUCCUCUGACCGAGGAGGAAGCCAAAGUCUGCAUGGUGCUCGACCUGCUGGAGGACCUCACCCCGCUCGCCACGGCUUACGCACGAGCAAGAGGUUCGGACAGAAUGUCAUCUUUCGGGGAUUUCAUCGCUCUGUCGGACGUGUGCGACGUCCCUACGGCCAGGAUCAUAUCCAGGGAGGUGUCAGACGGGAUCAUCGCUCCUGGUUACGAGGAGGCGGCGCUCAAAAUCCUUUCCAAAAAGAAAAACGGGAACUACUGCGUGCUGCAGAUGGAUCCAAGUUACGAGCCCGACGAUUCAGAGGUGAGGGUUCUGUUUGGUCUCCACCUCAAACAGAAGAGGAACGGAGCUCUCAUCAACAAGGAGUUCUUUAAGAACGUGGUGUCCACAGGCUCGCUGUCGGAGGAAGCCGUGCGUGACCUCAUGGUGGCCACCAUCGCUGUGAAGUUCACCCAGUCCAACUCUGUCUGCUACGCCAAAGACGGGCAGGUCAUCGGUAUCGGGGCGGGCCAGCAGUCCCGUAUCCACUGCACGCGACUGGCUGGAGACAAGGCCGACAACUGGUGGCUCAGGCACCACCCCCGGGUCCUGAACAUGAAGUUUCGCAGCGGCGUGAAGCGAGCCGAGAUGGCCAACGCCAUCGAUCAGUACGUCAGCGGCACCGUGGGGGAGGGGGCGGACCUGGACGUGUGGAAGUCGAUGUUCGAGGAAGUUCCGGCGCCGCUGUCCGACUCUGAGAAGAAGAACUGGAUCGGUUCCCUGCGGUCCGUCGCCGUCAGCUCCGACGCCUUCUUCCCCUUCAGAGACAACAUCGACCGGGCCAAACGGAGCGGUGUUGGGUACAUCGCGGCUCCGGCCGGUUCUGCUGCAGACGAGGUGGUGAUCAAAGCCUGCAACGAGCUCGGCAUCGUUCUGGUCCACACCGGACUGAGACUCUUCCAUCACUGAAAAGAACCGGUUCUGACUCCACGGGUCCACACGCUCCGUUAACGAACCACUUCAGAACCAUUCCUGACCCGAGGGAGACGCGACGCUGCUGUGAACGUUAGUUUUAUUGUUCAGGUGAAAUAAACUGAUGAAGAGCUGC
Molecule: messenger RNA, 2093 nt
Organism: Nematolebias whitei (Rio pearlfish)
Lineage: Eukaryota; Metazoa; Chordata; Actinopteri; Cyprinodontiformes; Rivulidae
Gene: atic
Product: 5-aminoimidazole-4-carboxamide ribonucleotide formyltransferase/IMP cyclohydrolase
Exons: 15
Coding region: 179-1954 (591 amino acids)
Biological process (GO): 'de novo' IMP biosynthetic process
Cellular component (GO): cytosol
Molecular function (GO): phosphoribosylaminoimidazolecarboxamide formyltransferase activity; IMP cyclohydrolase activity
Source: RefSeq, a predicted model, not a curated record